CACUAGCAGUCAUCCCUCACCCGCUAAUUUAUACCCCUGCCAGUUGUGAGAAACGGUUUCAUUUUAUAACGUAGCUAUUAUCUCGAAUACAAUCUGCACAAUGAAUACUCUGAAUGCCUUCGAAAUCUCCGCCCCCGGAAAGGUUAUCCUCCAUGGAGAGCAUUCGGUGGUGUACGGAAAACCAGCAAUUGCCGGACCCAUUGGACUGAGAACGUAUCUCACUUAUAAGAAAAUAGUACAACCAGAAAUUAUACUCGACUUCGCUUCGAUCCCAUUCAGCACAACAGUAACUCUUGAAUCGUUCAACGAAUUCCUUCAACACUCCAACUGCCACACAGAUCUGCAACCGCUGGAGUUCCUUUCGAAACUUCGAUCUUCGGAAGAUUUCCCUUUCGCUAAAUUUGUUUCACCACAACCAAGCAAGGACUCGAUCAAGGAACGAUUCUCUCUCGGCGUGGCUCUCUACCUGAUCAAUCGAAUCCUUCGAUGCGAAGGAGUAAACUCACUGCCAUCCACCGGCUUUCAGCUGACAAUCAAAUCGGUGAUGAGCAUCGGUGCCGGUUUGGGUAGCUCCGCCGGCUAUGGAGUUUGCGUGUCAACCGGUGCCUAUGUAAUCUCGAAAAUAGUUAAAGGAGAAUUGACUGCUGCUAGUGCGAGUAGCUUCUCGCUUCAGAGAGGCGAUUCUAAAGUGCUGCAGAAAAUUUCCCAGUGGGCGUUCGAUUCGGAACUGAUCAUGCACGAACGACCCUCGGGAAUCGACAAUACGAUUUGUACUUAUGGGAAUUUGAUUAAGUUCCGCAAGGGAGAGCCAUUCGAGAGCUUGAGGCUUCGGCAGCAGAUUCACAUUUUGAUCGUUGACACGAAAGUGAGCCGAACUACCUCCAAGCUGGUGGCAAACGUGGCAAAUCUGAAGGGCAAGCAUUCCAAGAUGAUGGAAUCCAUUCUGGACGCGAUGGGGUACUUGGUGGAUGACGUGGUGGACAUUUUGGAGGAUGAACGUGAUCGAUUUGAAGAACUGCGUACGUUGGUGGCCGUCAAUAAUAACCUAUUGCGUGCGAUUGGGGUGAGCCAUCCCUCGCUGGAGAAGGUAUUCCAGCUUGCCGACUCGAGUGGAUUCAAUGCCAAGCUGACCGGUGCCGGUGGCGGUGGAUGCGCACUGGUGUUUCUGCCAAAGGACUACGAGAGUAGGAAAGAGUUUGGACAGCUGACGGCAAACAUUACCGAGGCGGGAUUCAACUGGAUGGCCACCACCAUCGGCGGCAAUGGCGUCGAAUUUAGGCCGAUUGAAUGACGGUUAGGUAAGCGGAAAAUAUCCAAUCAAUUUUCGCAGUGACAAUAGUAGCAUUAGUGAAAAAUUUCUCUGGUGAUGGGAUGAAAUUGUGGUAAAUGGUGAUAGUAUUCGGUUGUCUAGCUCAAAUAGUUGAGAUUUUUUCUCACGAAAUCAUGGUAUUCUUCGUUACAAAAUGAAAUCGUUUCUUUGUA
Messenger RNA from Ochlerotatus camptorhynchus, 1482 nucleotides. It is a transcript of the gene Mvk, whose product is annotated as Mevalonate kinase. Lineage: Eukaryota; Metazoa; Arthropoda; Insecta; Diptera; Culicidae. Gene Ontology annotation, cellular component: cytosol; cytoplasm. Bases 101 to 1291 code for a protein of 396 amino acids. Gene Ontology annotation, molecular function: ATP binding; mevalonate kinase activity. The transcript has 2 exons. The record is from RefSeq and is a predicted model, not a curated record. Gene Ontology annotation, biological process: cholesterol biosynthetic process; isopentenyl diphosphate biosynthetic process, mevalonate pathway; isoprenoid biosynthetic process.